This is a messenger RNA of Daucus carota subsp. sativus, 1589 nucleotides long. Its product is annotated as cytochrome b561 and DOMON domain-containing protein At5g47530. The coding region runs from base 251 to 1438 and encodes 395 amino acids. NCBI's taxonomy places the organism in Eukaryota, Viridiplantae, Streptophyta, Magnoliopsida, Apiales, Apiaceae. The transcript has 3 exons. The record is from RefSeq and is a predicted model, not a curated record.
ACAAGUGGAGAUGUUAUGGUCUGAAAGAAUAGUUGUUAAAACCUAAGCAACAAGCGCCAAAUCACAACAAGGCUUUGUCCAUACAUUACAAUACAGAAUCUGGCAAACCAAACACCAAAACCACUCCCAUUUUACCAUUCACCUAGACCUCUAUAAUUACACAACCUUCCCUUCAUUUCGCAAAUAAAAUUAUUUCAUUAUUCCUUGAUUACAUCUAAUUGUUCUUGUUAACUAAGGAUCAACAGAUCAAAUGGGUACAAUCCUAAGAGGGAUUCUAUUCUCUUGUUUGCUUUUGUCUCUAAUUCUAUCAUCCUCUGCUCAGAAAUGUGCCAAGUAUAGCUUUGCCAGCAACGAACUGUUCAAGGCCUGCAACGAUCUCCCGUACCUAAAUGCCUUUCUUCACUGGAACUAUGACCCUUCUUCAGGAAACUUUCAGAUAGCCUACAGGCAGACGAAGAUCACGUCUUCAAACUGGGCCGCAUGGGCUAUCAAUUUAGAUGGAAGUGGCAUGCUUGGGGCACAAGCUCUCGUUGCUUAUCAGAAAUCGGAUGGAACCAUGAGGUUUUACACGUCUCCUGUGAAUGACUACACGACGACAUUGCAGGAGGGGGAUUUGAAGUUUCCAGUCGCAGAUUUUUCGGCUAGCUUUGCAAACAAUGAGAUCAUCAUUUUUGCCACUCUCAAUAUUCAAAAUACUACCACUUUGAACCAAGUUUGGCAGAUUGGUCCUGUUUCAGGUGAUAAACCUGGAGGGCAUGCCAUAUCAGGCGCAAAUGUUCAAUCCGCGGGGAGUCUUAAUAUACUCUCUGGUCAGCCUGGAACUACCACAGGGGGAGCUAGUUCUAAGACCAAGAAACGGAAUAUUCAUGGUGUGCUAAAUACGGUCAGUUGGGGUAUUAUGAUGCCUAUUGGCGCUCUAAUAGCAAGAUACGUGAAAGUAUUCGAAGUAGCAGAUCCUGCAUGGUUUUACCUUCAUGUUUCUUGCCAAACUGCAGCCUAUUUAAUUGGUUUGGUUGGCUGGGGAACUGGUCUACAACUAGGUAAUCAGUCUCCUGGAAUUCAGUACUCCUCCCACAGAUACAUUGGAAUCACUCUUUUCGUGUUCGGAACACUCCAGGUAUUAGCUUUACUCAUAAGGCCACAAAAGGAUCACAAAUACAGACUGUACUGGAAUAUUUACCACCAUACUAUAGGGUACAUGGUCAUUUUGUUGAGCAUUAUCAACAUAUUCAAGGGAUUCGAUAUCUUGAACCCAGAAAAGAAAUGGCAAAGAGGAUAUGUUGCAGUAAUUGUGAUUCUGUCGAUCACUGCUGUGAUACUGGAGGGUUCGACAUGGUGCAUUGUAUUGAAAAGGAGAAAAGCAGCAAGUGCUGAGAAGACACCCAAUGCAAUGAACGAGCUCAGUGGAUAUGGUGCAAGGACUAAUCAUAGGGUGUAGUUCCAGUAGAGUGAAAUUAAUUAGAUGGUGGUUAUUUUAUUUAUUUUGUCAUAAUAUAUCCUGUUUCUUGAAUUUUUCUGUAUGUAAAGUGAUGGGAUCUUUGGGGGAGUUUUGAAUUAUAAUAUAGUUAUAUUUUGAUUUCUAUUUAAAA